Dipodomys ordii (Ord's kangaroo rat) is the source of this 2431-nucleotide messenger RNA. RefSeq names its product dachshund family transcription factor 2 (gene Dach2). The record is from RefSeq and is a predicted model, not a curated record. The coding region runs from base 160 to 1893 and encodes 577 amino acids. NCBI's taxonomy places the organism in Eukaryota, Metazoa, Chordata, Mammalia, Rodentia, Heteromyidae. The transcript has 12 exons.
GGCUGCUGGAGACUUGCGAACAGUUUAGAUAGAGCAAGAACGCGCCCGAGAGAGCGAGCGAGCGAGCGAGCGAGCUAGAGUGACAGAGUGCUAGGGGACCUAGAGGACUCAGGAAGACAGAGCGAGGGCCUAAGGACCCACGGUAGAGACAGAGUGACCAUGGCUGUCUCUGCACCUCCGGUGAUCUCUGCAACUUCCAGCAGCGCCGGCGUCCCGGGGGGCUUAUUUCGGGCCGAUCCCUUGUAUUCGACUUCUGGAGAGCCCCCUCGACUAACCCCUAACAUGAUCAACAGUUUCAUGGCUAAUAAUCACAGCGGCAGUGGAGGGAUUGGUAGUGGCAGCGGUGGCAGCGGCAACUCCAACGCUAACACCAACGAGUGCCGGAUGGUCGACAUGCACGGGGUGAAGGUGGCUUCCUUCUUGAUGGAUGGCCAGGAAUUGAUCUGCCUGCCGCAAGUGUUUGAUCUUUUCCUUAAACACCUGGUUGGGGGGUUGCACACAGUAUACACCAAGCUGAAGAGACUGGACAUAUCCCCCGUGGUGUGUACUGUGGAGCAAGUCCGUAUCCUCCGCGGGCUGGGAGCCAUCCAGCCGGGGGUGAACCGUUGUAAACUCAUCACCAGGAAAGACUUCGAAACUUUGUUCACCGAUUGCACCAAUGCCAGUUCAAGGCCUGGCAGGCCUCCUAAGCGUUCUUUGGGAGUGUUACAAGACAACACCCGCCUUUUGCCCCACGCAGUUCCAGGCCUGUUAUCACCAGGACUUAUCACUCCAACAGGUAUAACAGCUGCAGCAAUGGCUGAGGCGAUGAAGUUGCAGAAGAUGAAGCUUAUGGCUAUGAAUUCUCUUCAGGGAAAUGGAAGCCAAAAUGGGACAGAAUCAGAGCCUGAUGAUCUUAAUUCUAACACAGGUGGAAGUGAAUCUUCCUGGGAUAAGGAUAAGAUGCAGUCUGCUCUUGCUCCUCCUGGACCUCAACAUGGAAUUGCUCAUGCAGCACUGGCUGGCCAGCCAGGCCUUGCAGGAACUCCCACCCUUAAUCCACUGCAGCAGAACCACCUGCUAACCAAUCGGCUGGAUCUGCCAUUUAUGAUGAUGCCUCAUCCUCUACUUCCAGUCAGCUUACCUCCUGCAUCAGUUGCCAUGGCAAUGAAUCAGAUGAACCAUCUUAAUACUAUUGCCAACAUGGCUGCUGCAGCCCAGAUUCACAGUCCACUUUCCAGAGCUGGUGCCUCUGUUAUAAAGGAACGGAUCCCAGAGAGUCCUUCUCCAGCCCCCUCUCUGGAAGAAAGUCAUCGCCCUGGGAGCCAGACCUCCUCUCACCCCAGUAGCAGUGUGUCAAGCUCUCCCUCCCAGAUGGAUCAUCAUUCUGAGAGAAUGGAAGAGGGACCAGUUCAAAUUCCAAUGAUGAAGUCGCCCUUGGACAAGAUCCAGCUGGCUCCUGGGCAGGCCUUGCCCCCUGGAUUCCCUGGACCAUUCAUUUUUGCUGAUAGUCUGUCCUCUGUGGAGACUCUGUUGACCAACAUUCAGGGUCUGCUGAAAGUGGCCUUGGAUAAUGCUCGUAUCCAGGAGAAGCAGAUUCAGCAAGAAAAGAAGGAGCUGCGAAUGGAGCUCUACAGAGAGAGAGAAAUUAGAGAAAACCUAGAAAGACAGCUUGCAGUGGAACUUCAAAGCAGAACUACCAUGCAAAAGCGCCUGAAGAAGGAGAAAAAAGCCAAAAGAAAACUGCAGGAAGCCUUGGAAUUUGAAUCAAAGCGUCGGGAGCAAGUGGAGCAGGCACUUAAGCAAACUACUAAUAAUGACAGUGGCCUGAGGAUGUUGAAAGAUACUGGAAUUCCAGAUAUUGAAAUAGAAAGCAAUGGGACUCCUCAUGAUAGUGCUGCUAUGCAAGCAUGAACACUGAUGCCGGAACUCCAACUGAUCAUAGGCACGGAUAGGGAGGUAACUAUUACUGUUUAGCAAUGGCACAACAGUUUUAUUCGGCCUGAAAGGUCCCUGCUGGCUUUACAUAAAUGAAGAUGCUUGUGAUUCCAGUUUGUCUCUGAAACUGUUCAACAUGGAAAUAUUUCAGUUGUGUUUAUCAGCAAAGCUUUCCUUAUUGAAGCAAAUACCCAAUCAAUGUUACACUUUUGAAAGGAAUGUGUGUAUAUUGUAAAGGCAAUGAUCUAAACCUUGUCUUCGCAUUAGAUUUCCCAGUUUAAGGAUAGGAUCUAAAUCCGAAUGGCUAAAGUAACUUGAUUGUAUUUGAUGCUUUUCUAUGCUCAUUUCAGCUUGGCUUUUUGUCUUUCAAAGAAAAAAAAUAUGGUAGUGUGUUAGAGAUUAGAAACUUACAUGUAUGGUUUCUCUGUUUUACCAUAUGUUAAGUUAAAGUACACUUACUUUGUUAAAAAUGUACUUGCUAAACUUCAGUAUAAAUAAAAGCAUUUUGAAUUUG